AUUUAUGGAGCCAACCUAUUAGAAAUACAGGCAAAAAUGAAACUAAGUGAGCAACAACUGGCAUCUCUCUCAAGUCCAAAGGCUGUGAACCAAUAUCUUGAGCAUCAGAAGGAAAAUAUAACAAAUUUGAUAAAACAGAAUCUGGCAGUGGGUGAUAUAUAUAGGCGUGAAAAUCUGCAGUUUGCUACCGAGGAUCUCGUCAAAGAGGUUGAGAAUUCCAUUGCUGAAUUCAAACGUCAAAAUCAAGAAUAUGAUGAGGAAUGGGUGAAGGAUCAGGGAUAG
Molecule: messenger RNA, 282 nt
Organism: Vigna umbellata (rice bean)
Lineage: Eukaryota; Viridiplantae; Streptophyta; Magnoliopsida; Fabales; Fabaceae
Source: RefSeq, a predicted model, not a curated record